Molecule: messenger RNA, 1035 nt
Organism: Epithele typhae
Lineage: Eukaryota; Fungi; Basidiomycota; Agaricomycetes; Polyporales; Epitheliaceae
Product: Aldo/keto reductase
Exons: 13
Coding region: 1-1035 (344 amino acids)
Source: RefSeq, a predicted model, not a curated record
AUGGCCCCCAAGAUGCAAUAUGUGCGCCUCGGAAAAUCCGGGCUCAAAGUGUCCAGGAUCAUCUUGGGCUGCAUGUCCUACGGCACACCAGACUGGCAAGACUGGGUGCUCUCCGAAGAGGAGGCCGUGAAGCACAUUAAGUUCGCGUAUGAUCUAGGCAUACAAACUUUUGACACCGCCGACUGCUACUCCAAUGGACUGUCGGAGAUCAUCUUGGGCAAGGCAAUCAGGCAGCUUCAACUCCCUCGAGAUGAGAUAGUGAUAAUGACCAAGCUGUAUUUCCCCAUUCCUCCUGAGUUCGGGGCGAACAUCUUCCAGCCUGGCCUGACCGGCGCCGACUUUGGCAUUAUAAAUCAACGAGGACUCAAUCGUAAGCAUAUAUUCGACUCCGUCAAGGCUAGCCUAGAGCGCCUGCGGGUGGACCACAUCGAUCUCCUCCAAUGCCACCGCUUUGAUACUGAAACUCCCAUCGAGGAGACGAUGCAAGCGUUGCAUGACGUCGUGAAAGCCGGGUAUGUGCGCUACAUUGGCAUGAGUUCUUGCUGGGCCUACCAAUUUCACGCGAUGCAAAACUAUGCCAUCACGCACAACCUCACACCCUUCAUCUCGAUGCAAAACCACUACAGCUUGAUGUAUCGCGAAGAGGAGCGCGAGAUGUUCCCCACGCUCAAGAUGUUCGGUGUAGGCUCAAUCCCCUGGUCUCCCCUCGGCCGCGGCCUCCUGACCCGUCCCUUCAAAGCCGAAAGCCUCCGCAGCAAAACCGACUAUUCGCAGAAGUUCUGGGACGCGCCCUUCCUGCCCGACUUGCUCGCCCGCGUCGAGGAGCUCGCCGCAAAGAAAGGUGCGAGCAUGGCGCAGAUCUCCACCGCCUGGGUGCUCGCCCGGCCGGGCGUCACCGCGCCCAUCAUCGGGACGACGAGCCUGAAGAACUUGGAGGACAUCGUCGGCGCGCUGGAUGUCUCGCUCACGGACGAGGAGAUGCGGUACCUCGAGGAACCGUACAGGCCCACGGGGAUCAUCGGCCACCCUGAAUGA